AUGACGCCAACAAUCCUUUCCUGGUUUGUGCAGCUCAAGUUCCCUGGACCAAUGUAUCUUGGCCCACAUGCAACAAUCUUCAGUCAGAUCGCAAUCCUUGGCCCCGUUGACACCAUCGUCCGACGUCUCAUUGUCGUGUUGAAAUCCGCACAUUUGCUCGUGCAAUCGCGUAAGACCACGUACUUCACGUGCAAUUGUGGUAUGGCCGACGACAACCAGCGGCUUGCGACCUCAAGGUCAGCGCCAGCCCUCCACGCCUCUCCUUCCACAACCAAGGUGCCUUCUGAGAGUACCGAACCAGAGCCAUAUCUGGUCCGCCACGGCUCUAAAACUUUUCGGGCUCCGCGACGAACGUCAACCCAAGAACGUCUCGAUGAAAUUCUCAAGGCUGCCCGCCAGAGGGCCGAAGCGCUCGACACUGCCAAUCCUGGUCUACAGCAACAGCCUCUGCUAUCACCUCUCCUGUCGCCUCGUACCACUGAGACCACCGGAGUUGGCGAAGAUACACAACAAGGCAUCGUAACAAGCCAACCGCUCAAUUACCAAAGUAUGGUACAAACACCUACAUCCAACUCGUCGGCGCGCCAAAGACAGACAGCAAGCCAAUCCGCCGCCCAUAGUCCGGGGGCACAAACGUCAUUGACGUAUUCAAAUCACGAGGGUGAAACUGGGAAUGGGUCGACCGAGCACCAUAAAGUGAGCAAAUGGAAGAAAAGGCUGGAGUAUUUUCAGAGCAUUGAGUUAGAAAAUAAGGGUAGCGUCGCUCGUGACCAUCUUGCUUUGGAACGAACGUUUCUCGCAUGGCUACGAACCUCAUUAGCGUUUGCAUCGAUAGGCAUUGCCGUCACUCAACUCUUCCGUCUCAACACAUCGUUAUCGGACGGCAACGACGAUACUCACCAUUCGGAAACACUAAGGCACCUGGGAAAGCCGCUUGGCGCAACGUUUUUGGGUAUUAGUAUCUUGACGCUGUUUCUUGGAUAUAAGCGCUACCUGGUGGGACAACACUGGGUGAUAAAGGGCAAGUUCCCAGCCAGCAGAGGGACGAUUAUGCUGCUAUCAUUCAUUGCCUUGGCGGUGAUAGUAGCAUCAUUGAUAGUGGUGCUCGCGGUACAGAGUGCCGUGGACGCACGAGGGUAG
Molecule: messenger RNA, 1140 nt
Organism: Neurospora hispaniola
Lineage: Eukaryota; Fungi; Ascomycota; Sordariomycetes; Sordariales; Sordariaceae
Exons: 4
Coding region: 1-1140 (379 amino acids)
Source: RefSeq, a predicted model, not a curated record